Messenger RNA from Hypoxylon fragiforme, 4569 nucleotides. RefSeq names its product UCH-domain-containing protein. Gene Ontology annotation, molecular function: cysteine-type deubiquitinase activity. The record is from RefSeq and is a predicted model, not a curated record. The transcript is spliced from 4 exons. Gene Ontology annotation, biological process: protein deubiquitination. The coding region runs from base 1 to 4569 and encodes 1522 amino acids. Lineage: Eukaryota; Fungi; Ascomycota; Sordariomycetes; Xylariales; Hypoxylaceae.
AUGGGUGGGGCUGCUGAUUUUCCAGAAAGAGCUUCGUCUCCCUUGAAGCGACGCGCUUCCAGCAUGGAACCCGACAGUAUUGAGCAAGACGCAAACGAAGAUGUCGAUAUGAUUACUGCGCCCACGUCAGACACCGUGGACACAUCCAAGUCGGAGCAAUCCGAAAAAGUUGAUACUGCUGAAUCGUCUUGUUCUAUCACAGACGAACCAAAGAACGAAAUGGUUAGAGAAGACGGGGAACCAAUGGACAUUUCACCAUCAGGUAUGUGUGCCACCGACACAAACUGGAUUCAUGAGGUUGACCGACCCAUCAAAGGAUGCAAAUUCCCGGUAUCAAUUGAGGCCCACGUAAAGGCCAUCAGGACCCUACUUAAAGAUCAAUAUAGCUCGCCACUCAAGGACGGCCAGGAGUGUUACCUGGUCUCGAAAUCCUGGCUCGCCAAGGUACCGGACGAACAAUCACCGAAACAUACCGUUGAAGACUUGGCUGCAAUACCGCCAGUCGAUAAUUCAGAUAUCAUCCAAGAGAUCAUUGAAGAUCCCUGCGUUGGUAGUACCAUCGACCCAUUAAAGAAGCAGUUUGUUUGCUUGAAGCCGAAAUACGACUCGGAGCAAUUUGAAGCAUUUCCUCCUGCUGCAUGGGAUCUACUUAUGCAGUGGCCUGGACUAAAGGAAGGCCAAUUACCAAUUCGCCGUGAGGCUCAUGCCACAAAAGAGGAUGGCACAGAGAUCAGGUGGGAAUGGCAUCCGCCUAUUCUUAGCAUACAUCGACUUUGGUCUGCGAUGAGUGUGCAUCCCGUCGAGGCAUCUAUGAAGGCCAAUAACCCAGGACCGAUGAGAUUAGUCCGCAGUGCUAGUACAUCAUUCCAAACGUUCUUAAAGCAGGCAAAGAUGCUUUCAGGUAUUGCUCUGGAGACGAGGGUCCGAGUCUGGACAGUUCCGCAACCGCCAACCGGUGCUCAGGCGUGGAAGCAUCUUGUAGAUGUUGAAACGUUCCUGGCACUUGAGAAGAACUCGGAGCGAGAACUCAUCGAUCUCAGUGAUCGCACUAACCAGUCGGACACCAAAUCGGUAAAAACGCUAAAUUUCUUUGGUAUUCUACAACCACAGGCAAUCGUUCUGGAUCUGAACGAGACUGGUACCAACUGGACGUCUAACUCGGUAUCGGCUCAAGCGCGAACAUCGCUGCCUUCCAGAAACACUUCAAGCUCGGCUAUAGUGAAUCGGAAUUCCAAGAGCGGUCGUUCUAGCCCUGUGCUCCAAGGACCUCUGACUCGUGGAAGGUCACAAAAAUCAGGACGGGUCCCUGGAUGCGUCGGAUUAACCAACCUGGGCAAUUCAUGUUAUAUGAAUGCUGCCCUUCAAUGCGUCCGAAACGUGGAAGAAUUAACCAAGUACUUUCUCUCAGGCGAGUGGGAGAGGGAGCUCAACCGGGAGAAUGUUCUCUCUCACAAUGGCGACGUGGCUGCCGCAUAUGCCCAGCUACUUAAGGAAGUGUACAAAGACCCUUCGCCGGGUUGCGUCUCACCCCGUCAGUUUAAAACUACGAUUGGCAAAUAUUCGACGGGAUUUUCUGGCUAUGGACAGCAGGAUUCCCAAGAGUUUUUGGGCUUCCUACUUGAUGGUUUGCAGGAAGAUCUUAGUCGGAUUAAGAAAAAGCCUUACAUUGAAAAGCCGGAUUCUACGGACGAGAUGGUAAAUGACGCGGAUGCAAUCCGACAGAUGGCGGAGAAGGUUUGGGACAUUACCAAAAAGCGCGACGAUUCCGUCAUUGCAGAUCUAUUCACUGGCUUAUACAAAUCAACGCUGGUUUGCCCAGAGUGUGGGAAGGUCAGCAUCACAUUCGACCCUUUCAACAACUUGACCUUACCCCUUCCCGUGUCAACUAAGUGGACGCACACGGUCAAAUUCUUCCCGCUCAAUGACCGACCGAUCGACAUCAAAGUUGAAUUAGACAAACAUGCGAGCAUUAAGAGUCUCAAACAGUUUAUCUCUGUCCGAACUGGCGUAUCUGUUGAUCGUCUUUUCGGCGCCGAAGAGUGGAAAGGACGGUUUUACAAGCAUUACACCGACUUUUCAUGCGCUUCGGAUGACAUUGGGGGCAGUGACAAUGCCUGGUUUUUUGAGCUAGAAGCUAAGCCUACUAACCUUGGUGCUAAAUCGCAAAAGCAGCAGAAACUCGGAGAGGCUGUGAGGUCCAUGGUAGACGAGGGCGAGCAAAAUCCUUCAAUGCCAUGGGACAACGAAGAGGCCGAAAGUUUGCUCGUUCCUAUCCUCCAUCGACGACCAACAACCGGGAAGAACAACUAUUCUUCAGCGAAGUGGACUACAGCUUGUGCACCACACUUUAUCGUUGUCACACCCGAGGAGGCCAGGAGUGAAGACGCUAUUCGUCGCAAAAUCCUAGAGAAGGUGGCGACGUUUACUAGGGGCUCCUUCUUUUCUAGGGUAGAGGAGGCCGACAGCUCCGAUACUACCGAACCAGAAAUGAUAGGGCCCGGCGGCUCCGAUGAGGGUUCCUCUAAUGAAGUUAUUGCACAGUCAGUAAAGGGGGAAGAUGACAUGGUUGACGUUCAAAUGAAAGACGCCAACAAUGCUCGAAGUACCUCUCGAGUGAAGCACCAAUUCUGCCGGAGGAGACCAGCCUGGGUAGAUUCCGAAAAAUUCCUCCCCCCUCAAUUUCAAAACCUAUUCACUAUGACCAUCUACAGUGAAAGCGGUACUCGGCUUCCAACCGGCAUGAAUAACAUUAACGACAAUAUUGAGUAUCCGAACAUCACCCUCAGAGCCCCGCCUGGAAGUCCUUCGUCGGAAGACCAGUGUGAUACAAUCACUAAUGGUACAGCCUCUAAUGAAGACUCAAGCUCAGACGAAGCUCCCCGGCGGAAUUCGGGCCAAUCCUUCACGCGGAUGAAUGAUGAAAGUAACGAUGAGGAUACCGGUGUAAUUUCCAGAACGCAAUACCGCUACAGCAAGCACGGUAAGCAAAAUAAGGCCAAGGGUAAACAUCAAAAGCACAACAAAACGUAUAGUAAAUACGGAAAAGGCAAUAAAAAGGGGCGUCAGCAGCAACAACAGCAGCAACGCCAGAAUAAGGGGAAGCAGCAUGCCUUAGAUGUCGAAGAUGCCUCUAACGCGGACGAGGUUCGUUACGAUGGCGGUCCCCUCGUCCGCUUAGGGGAAGCCCUUAUUGUGGAUUGGUCCGAACAAGCUUAUGACAGCAUAUUUGUUGGCAGCAGUGUUUCAUUCCGGGAUCCGUCACUGACGACGUGGGAUUCCUGCGAAACUCUUCCCGAUCCCGAGCUAGAGAAGGCCCAGGCCAACCGCGAAAGACGGGAAAAGCACGGCAUUACGCUUGAGUCGUGCCUGGACGAGUUUGAGCGAGAAGAGAUUCUUUCGGAACAAGAUAUGUGGUUCUGCCCUCGCUGUAAGGAGCAUCGCCGUGCUAGCAAGAAGUUCGACCUAUGGAAGACCCCAGACAUCCUGAUCAUACACCUCAAGAGAUUUAGCUCCAGUAGCUUUAGAAGAGACAAAUUGGAAGUUCAAGUAGAAUUCCCUCUAGAGAACUUAGACAUUAGUUCUCGCGUCUUGCACAAGGAAGACGGGAAGUUGGAGGUCUACGAUCUCAUUGGGGUUGAUUCUCACUGGGGCGGCCUAGGAGGCGGCCAUUAUACUGCUCACACGAAGAACUUCGUGGAUAACCAAUGGUAUUUGUACAAUGAUUCUUCGGUGCGGCCUCCAUCGUCUAAGGAACUGGUGGACAAGUCUGCAUACUUGCUGUUUUACCGUCGACGAUCUGAGAAACCUCUUGGUGGGCCUCGCUUCCAGCAAAUUUUGGACAAGUUCGUAGACGAUGAGUCUGAUGAUGAAAUCCAAGAGUCGGGGGAAGGUCAGCGUCUCGGCGAGGGCUUCUCCCAGAAUGGGUCGUCGAGCGCUUUCCAAGAAGCAGGAGCUAUUCGCCCAUAUCCAAAUCCAAAAAGUGGUGGUGAUUCGAAGUUUGAGUUCGCCACAAACAACCAAGAACAAGACUGGGAUUCUAAAGAAGCUAUGGCUGCCGACGAUAUUCAUACAAACUCAUCCUCGGCCGCCAGGGUCCAUCGAAGCAUCGAAGAGGACGAAGGCAUCGAUCUAACGGAGGAUAAGACAGAACCCACCCGGGCAGGCUUUCAGCCCCUUCCAACCAACAAUACUUGGAACUUCAGCAAUAUCCCGAACCAGGAUGACCAGGACAUGGAACGAGUCCCUUCGGAAAGCCCUUUCGAUUCCGGUGCCGCCUCUGAUGAAGCGCAACAUGAUUCCUCUGGCGAUGAGCGAGUUAUGAGCCCUCGUACGCUAGAUUUUGACUCAGAUGUCGAGGGAUAUCCGGGCAUGGCCAAUUACCAGCUGUCUCCGCAACCCGACGUCAACCCGCCUUCUUACACUAGCGAGAACGCUCCUGACUAUCAGGGCCAAGUAACUCUGGAUGAUCUACAAAUCCACGAGAUCCCGCCCCAGGGCGAAGCUGGGGAGGAAUCUGAAGACGCCGCGGAAAUCCACUUAGACGAAAGUGAUAAGAUCAAGCUGGGAUAA